Messenger RNA from Penicillium oxalicum, 1611 nucleotides. RefSeq names its product aminotransferase-like domain-containing protein. Bases 1 to 1611 code for a protein of 536 amino acids. Lineage: Eukaryota; Fungi; Ascomycota; Eurotiomycetes; Eurotiales; Aspergillaceae. Gene Ontology annotation, molecular function: pyridoxal phosphate binding; L-2-aminoadipate:2-oxoglutarate transaminase activity; aromatic-amino-acid:2-oxoglutarate transaminase activity. Gene Ontology annotation, biological process: L-tyrosine biosynthetic process; aromatic amino acid catabolic process. The transcript has 8 exons. The record is from RefSeq and is a predicted model, not a curated record.
AUGAGCCCUCCUGCACCGAUUGAUGUCGACCUGGUCGGGGUCACAGAUACCUCUUCUGUACCGGUUCCAGACCCGUUGACGGUCAAUGGAAUUUCAAGCUGGCGCGAGAAGAUGACGAAGAUGCCCACGGGGGUCGCUGCGGCCUGCAGCAGUGACAUGUUCAAAAGCCCGGCUUGCUAUACCAAACCAAAGGCUAAAAGCUUUGAUCAUCUUUUGUCACUUGAAGCCAAGUCCCGUCAGGCCUCGACUCUGAAGAACGCGGCUCGUUACCUCAAGAACCCAGGGAUCAUCUCUCUUGGAGGCGGUCUUCCCUCUCCGGAAUACUUUCCCUUCGAAUCGAUUGGCAUCAAAGUCCCGAAUCCACCAGGAUUUUCCCCAGAAGCCACACAGAAGUCUGGCUCCGUUGUGCAUGCCGGAAAGCACGAUAUCAGAGACGGUAAAAGUCUCUACGACUUGGAAAUUGCACUCAAUUAUGGUCAGGCUACAGGAUCAGCUCAGCUAUUGAGGUUUGCCACAGAGCACACCGAGAUUAUCCACAAUCCUCCAUACUCCGACUGGCAGUGUACCAUGACUUCUGGUAGCACAUAUGCGUGGGACACGGCACUUCGUGUUCUGACCGAACGUGGUGAUUACAUUCUUAUGGAGGAGUAUACUUUUGCUAGCGCCGCCGAGACCGCUUUCCCUCUCGGCAUCAAGACCGUGGGAGUCCCUAUCGACGAGCAGGGUCUCAUACCCGAAGCGAUGGAUGAUAUUCUGAGUAGCUGGAACGAGGAAGCCCGCGGAGCUCGCAAGCCUCAUGUCCUGUACACAAUCCCCACCGGUCAAAAUCCGACCGGUGCUACUCAGUCUGCUGAGCGCCGCCGGGCCGUAUACAAGGUUGCCCAGAAGCACGACAUCUACAUUGUCGAGGAUGAGCCAUAUUAUUUCUUACAGAUGCAGCCUUAUGUCGGCCAAGGUGCUCCUCCUCCACCACCCCCGGCCAACCACGAUGAGUUCAUCAAGUCUCUCGUUCCAUCUUUCUUGAGUCUGGACGUUGACGGCCGUGUGUGUCGGUUGGAAUCCUUCUCCAAGGUCAUUGCCCCUGGCACUCGGGUUGGCUGGAUUGUUGCCUCCGAGCAGAUGGUUGAACGAUUUGUUCGUACCUUUGAGGUUUCUUCACAAAACCCCAGCGGUAUCUCCCAAGUCGUCCUCUACAAGCUUCUGGAUGAGCACUGGGGUCAUGCUGGCUAUCUGGACUGGCUCAUACACCUCCGUCUGGAAUAUACCAGCCGGCGAGAUGCACUGCUUCACUCCUGUGAGAAGCAUUUGCCCACUGAAAUUGCUCACUGGGUCCCCCCAGCAGCGGGCAUGUUCCACUGGAUUGAAAUUGAUUGGAAAAAGCAUCCUGGAGUUGCUGCUGGCAAGACACGAGAAGCGAUCGAAGAGGAAAUCUUCUUGAACGCUGUGGACAACCAAGUCCUUCUGUCGUGCGGCAGUUGGUUCAAGGCCGACCGAUCAGCCGUGAUGGAAAAGAUGUUCUUCCGCGCAACUUAUGCCGCGGCUUCAUCGGAGAAAAUUGAUGAAGCUAUCGCCCGCUUCGCAAAGUGUCUGCGUGAGCAGUUUGGUCUUUAG